GUUUCUUCUUUGGGGUGGGGGAAGCUUAAUUCAACUUUCUUACAGCAACCGUCGCUCUUUAUGCUUUAACUGGUGGUUUAUAUUCCCUUUAAUCAACUCAAAGGACAAGAAAGAACAAAUCCAAGAUCACCUUUAAGCAACUUCAGUAACAUAAGCGUCCGACCUCCCGCACCCUAUAAAAGAUGAUUGAAACACUUGUAACAUCCAACGCUCAAGAUCUUCUUUGCCAACUGAACUCACUCUUGGAGCUGGAACUGAAAUGCCAGCCGAAAGCUUGUGGUUUACGUCUGAUUGAAUCUACCCACGACAAUGGCCUGAGAAUGACCACCAAACUGCGUGACUUUGAAGUGAAGGAUUUGCUUAGCUUAACUCAGUUCUUUGGCUUUAGUACAGAGACCUUCUCUUUAUCUGUGAAUCUUUUGGACAGGUUUUUAUCAAAAAUGAAGGUACAACCAAAACAUUUAGGCUGUGUUGGGCUUGCCUGUUUCUACCUCGCUGUAAAAGCAAUAGAAGAAGAAAGGAAUGUUCCUCUGGCAACGGACUUACUGAGGAUAAGCCAAUAUAAGUUCACAGUCUUUGAUAUGAUGCGUAUGGAAAAGAUUGUUCUGGAAAAGUUGGGUUGGAAAGUUAAAGCUACGACUGCUCUACACCUCUUGCAUCUCUAUCAUUCCCUUGUGUUUGACAACUUGACAGGUGAAAGGAAGAAGCUGUUUUCUCAGGAGAGACUUGUAACUCAUCUGAAAGCUUGCCACUGUAGGCUUGGAUUUUCCAAAGCAAAGCCCUCUGUGCUGGCAUUGUCAAUAUUGGCACUGGAAAUUCAAGAGCAGAAGCUGUUUGAACUAUUGGAUGCACUAGAGUGUCUGCAGAAUCAUUCCAAUAUUAGCAGCAGAGACCUGCACUGUUGGAAGGAGAUGGUAGGCAAAUGCCUUGCCGAAUAUGCCUCUAGUAAAUGUUCCAAGCCAAAUGUUCAAAAGCUCAAGUGGAUUGUGUCCGGACGCACAGCAAGGCAACUGAAGCACAGUUACUACAGGAUAGCACAUCUUCCAACAAUUCCAGAAUCUGGCUCCUAAAAGGGUAUCAUCAAACAUGCUUAUCCACUUAUUUAGUACGAACUGCACAACAUUCAUGUUGGAUACAUCCAAGCUGUGAAGCCUGAAGAAAACAUGGCAGCUAGUUUUAGUUUUUUAGAAUACAAAAAUGUGAGAGGGAAUUAUUUUUUACACUUCUGAGAAAUACGCACAGGACAAAAUCCUCCUUAAAUAUGCGCUAAAAGUUUAUUUUAUAUUGUAUGGCUUGGGGAAGUGAUAUGAUAUACCUACUGCGACUACUAUAGCACUUAAUAACUAUUGCCUAUAAUACAAGGAUGAAAAACAGUAGAUAGAUUAUGUUACAUUUUUUUAAAUGAUAUUUAAGACCUAUGUGGGGUCAUGUAAUAAAAGACACUAAGUUUGCCCAGGUGCAGUAACCAAUAGCAACCAAUCAGCAAAAGGCAUUUAAAAGCAAAGUUGCUAUGGGUUACUGCUCCUGGGCAAACUUAGAGUCUUUUUAUUACAUAUGGGAGUUGGAGAGAAGAGUGCAUGGAGUGCAUAUGGUUGAGAUCAUUUGGGUUAUGUUGUUUUUUUCCCAGGUGCACUGCCUGCCAAAUACACUACAAAAACAGUUCUGUUCUUUUUCCACCAAUAGAUCUGCUGUGUAAUCAGACUUUGCGUAGUUGCAAAUUAGGAGUGAAAUCUUGUGCGCCUUUACUUCUCUGAAAAUGAAAUGCACUUUAUUUGUUUUGAAAAAUAUUUGCAAAUGUUUUAUUGUUGCCUGUAUCCAUGCAAUCGGUGAGGGAACCCUUAUGAAAGUUAGAUGUGAUUGGGAUUAACCGGCCAUCAGAACAUAUUUAUUUGAGGAUCAGGGGACAUGCUCGUCUCGGUAAAAAUGAAACCUUAAGCUCAGUAUAAAAUAUGCUUUAACUUAGCAACAUUUUCAGCGGCUUUGUGUGUGUGUGUGUAUAUGUGUGUAUAUGUGUGCUUGUGUUUUUAAACUGUCUAGAGCAACCGUGUUUAUGUUCCUCCGUCUGACUUUUCCGUUGCAUCUUCACGAACAUGGAUACUGUAUUUAUUUGAGUACCUGGGACUUUAAAAGUACGCAAGAUGGCCUACUACGAUACACAUAUAUUUAUUCCCAUAUAAUAAAAGUCUAUUCUGUCUGCACUGGAAUGGUCAAAAGAACAGAGGAUAACACACAAUAUAAUAAGAUUUACCUGAUUUUAGUUUUCCAUGGGCUCUUUUAGUACAUCAGUGUUAUGUAACCCAAUUAAUUUAUUCAUUAUUCAUAGUAUACCUUUAGAAAUAAGUUACUCUAGGCUAGUACUCCCUAGCAACCAAAUGGGAAUUCUGCUUUGAUUAGUCUUAAAUGCAGUUAAUUUAUCAUGGCUUAUUGCUGUUUGGUUGCUGUGAGUUCCUACUGUAAAGUAAAAUGACACUUUUCUCCUUAUACUGUCCUCCGAAUGUGUCGGUGGCUAAAGUAUUGUGUAUGAAUAGUAACAACAGAAACAGAAGCUAAGCAAAGGUUUGCAAAACUGGGUAUAACGUUGUGGGUAUAUGGGUAAACUACAGCACUUGCUUAUUAUCAGCAGGUCGGUAAGCUGGUACAUGUAGUAAUACAGACCACUGUAUAGAAAUGGUGACAAAAGUGCCUCUAUACAAUGUAAUAAGAUUUGUACCUUUCAAUAAAUGUAUUGAAAUGCUGAAA
Xenopus tropicalis (tropical clawed frog) is the source of this 2739-nucleotide messenger RNA. RefSeq names its product cyclin G1 (gene ccng1). Lineage: Eukaryota; Metazoa; Chordata; Amphibia; Anura; Pipidae. The record is from RefSeq and is marked provisional.